AUGGAGCAACAGCUGCAGCAGCAUGUCCAAGCUAUGUUGGCGGAGGGCUAUUGCAUCACCUCUAUGCGAUGGGAGCCGCAUUUGCUGCCACAGGCCCAAAGAAAGGCCUUGCAGCUCGCAGCAGAUGGCAGCUUUUGCAUGCUGCCCUACGAAAUUCGGGACAGUCUGUUGGGCCCCGGGUCCGGUCGUGUGGCAGACAUGGGCCCCCCGGCGCAGUGCAAGGGUGCCAGCGCAGCUGGCGGGACCUUGGGGACCUUGGGAACCUUGGAUGGUACCCUGACGCAUCUAGCAGCCAUGAUCUCCCGACACGUCCAGCUCAGCGGUCGCAGUGCUGGGCUGCUCCACGAGGCUCCAGUCACGACCCCGGGGAAGAACGAGCUUUCGGAGGAGCAGUGCUGCGAGUGGUUCGGCCUUUUCGCACGCAACCGCAUUAUGGUGCUGUUAUUCUUGGGCCCUGGAGAUGCCCAGCUGGAGCUGAAAGCCUGGGAGGACAGUGAGUCAGACAGUGAGUCCGGCAGCGGGUCGGAGAAUGAGGCGCGAUGGGCCAAGUCCGUGGUUCAGGUCUGGUUUCAGGAUGGCUGGUGGUUGGCAUCAUGGGAAUGUGAUGAAAGCCACGAACUUCAAUGCCUUCACCUUGACCAUUACCCUGGGAAUUGCCCAGUGAACAUCAUGAAGGGUGCCUGCUAUAGUUCACAAGCAGGUGCCAACUGGGCCUGCCUGCCAGAUGGCGUUUCCUCUGGCGGCAACUGCGGUAGCAUCCAACUGCCCUCGCAGGAUGGCUUCUACAAAGGCUACUGCAGUUUCUUUGAGAAGCCCACCACCCCCACGACGACCACAACAACGACUCCAUGCAACGUCAGGAGGCUGCGGAUCGUGAACCGGUGCAUGAGCGAACCCAUUUGGAUCGCGCAUGAGGCCACCCGCGGUCAAAUUGGGCCGGGGAUCCAGAAUUUUCUGAUUCCACCUGAUGACUUUCACGACUUUUGCACGCCGGACAAGCUUACAGGGACGCGUUACUGGCCAAAGAUGCUGUGUGACGACGAUGGCCUGCAUUGCUUGCUUGGCAGUAGUGGUGGCCCUGGCGAGGGCUGCAGCGAAGCUGGCCAGUACGGCCAGUGUGCCCCGCCCAUCGACACCAAAUUUGAAGCCACCUUCGGAACGCGAGGUCAGCCCUGCAGUGGCGUUUCCUCCAAGGAUUGCGAUUUUAUUGAUGUCAGCCUCGUGGAUGGUUGGACCUUACCAUUUCGCCUGUCCAUCUCGGGCGAAUGCAGUGGACCCAACAACAUGCAUCCGUCGGAGAUCGACUGUUCAGGACUCACCUUCGAGCAAUGCCCCACAGAUGAAGUCCUGGGUCAGCACAAGUAUAACAUGCAAGCUCAUUACCGUGGCUAUGGUAGCGUAGCGGGCUGCUACAGUCCCUGUCUCAAGCUCACGGACCCCAAGUGGAACAACACCGCGUCAGGUCAUUCCCGCAGCGACGACGUGGCGGCGCCCUACUGCUGCCCCACGCCUCCGGUGUCGCCCAAGGGCUGUCGCAGCGGGCCGGUGGCGCAGACCAAAUACGUUCAAGCAGUUCAUACCUACUGUCCGGGCGUCUAUGCCUACUGCUACGACGACGCCAUGGGGCUGCUGCAAUGCUCAGCAGACUCCUACUACCAACUCGAGUUCUUCUGCCCUUCCACCUUGCCGUCCUGGAGCUAUAAGAUGGUCACCACCACGCGCAUCAGUCGCACCAGUACGGGCACCAGCACCUUCCACACUGUCACCUCAGUGACGGCGACGUCACAGACCUUCACCAGCACCUUGACGACUUGGACAUCUACCAGCGUCACAGAAACCUCCACCAGCCUGAACGAGGUGACGCUGUCACAAGCCUUGGAUCCUGAUUGGAUGGGAGCGGCCUUUUGGAUCAGGGGCGUGGUGGCUAGUGGAGUCAAGCAGGCAGAGGGAAAGGGGUGGGGAAGGUGGGCCUACUGGCUGUUUGCAUCUGCGCUUCUUCGGAUCGUGGACAGGAAACCAGGAGAGAUCCGCUGCUGCAAGACGAAGCGCAGGAGUAAGACAUCCACGAAGCGAAGCGCUAUCUCGCUUAGUGCUGGGAGGGCAGUGUACUUCCCAAUUGAGGUGCUUUCGCCGGGUGAUCUGGUCCUGAUUCAAGCACAUCUUCAACCAAGGUUGCACGCUGUGCAGAGGUGUUUCAGCCUGAGCUGCUUUCUACAGGAGCAACAGCCCCAACUGACGCCCGCGGCCAAGGUGCUCCAAAAGUGGGCAGAGCAUCGUGCUGCUACGGCCGCCGCAGAGGGGCCCUUGCAGUUGCUACAGGACCAUCUUUUCUGUCAGGGUCUUGGGCUGUCCAUUUGCAGCUGGCAAGGGAGGUUUCCAGGUAGUUGGCAGGCAGAGGUGUGGUCGUCGCAGGUACAGGGACCAGAUCUGGUGCUCCAGGUACCCCUCGCUCGUUGGGACCAUGAGGAACUCUAUGAUCCGGCGACGGAUUGCUGGCGAUCUGGAAAGACCUUCUGCAGGCACGCAGGCUUCACGGAUGGUAUCGAGCUCUUUGACUGCAAACUCUUCAACAUCUCAGCGGUUGAGGCGCGAGAAAUGGAGCCACGACAGAGGAUGGCAUUGGAGGUGGCCUAUGAUGUCAUGCAUCGAGCAGGUUUCAGGAAGUCUCGCCUGUCCUCUAUCACCGGGGGCAUCUAUGUGGGAGCCGAGAAUUGGAGCGAGUGGAACAGCUUGAGCACCACCAGCUUUAGCGCCACGGGUCGAGCUGCCUCCAUCCUGGCGGGGCGGAUCAGUUUCGUACUGGGCUUGAAGGGCCCAGCGGUUGCGCUGGACACCGGCGAUUGCUCUGGCCUCACGGCGGUUCAUUUUGGAGCCAAAGCCGGAAGAUGGCUUUCAAGCAGUGCCAGAGUUCUGCUGCUGCCUGGGUACCUCAGUGCUUUUGAGCGCACAGCGCUGGGCGGCGCGACAGGCAGCAGGCCUUUUGACAGCCGCUGGGCGUUGCUUUACCUUCGACUCCGAAGCCUCUGGGCUGGUACCUGGAGAGGCAACGGCGGCGCUGAUGCUCAGGAGAGAGGCCGAAGAUAG
Cladocopium goreaui is the source of this 3084-nucleotide messenger RNA. The record is from the annotation of a GenBank genome assembly. Lineage: Eukaryota; Dinophyceae; Suessiales; Symbiodiniaceae.